UUCUGGUGCAGGAAGUUGACACUGUCAUUUGUAGGAGCAGCAGUAUGAGAGAUAUAUUUUAAAAAAAAAAGUGUUAUGAAGGAGUGUACAAGAAGCAUAUCACAGCGCGGAGAGCAGAAGAAGAAGGAGAGCUCAAAGAAGCAGAAGGACAGAGGCCAAAUACGACGACGACGAUCCUGUGUCUUCUGAAAAACUACAGCCUUCAUGUUGAGCUCGUGCUUGUUGAGCUUUCUUAAGGUACAAGAGAAAAGAAAGAGAGAGGCAAGACCGAGAGUGAAAGACAUUUUUUCGUGGUGGUUGCUCUUCUCACAUCACAGCAAGCACUUUGAAGUGAAUCAAAGGUUUUCUGAGGAGGAAAACAGACAAUAUAGUCUGUAACAGACAGAAAAGAAAAGUCAAGACAUAAUAAAAGAACAAAAGAAGACGUAUUUGAUUGUUGGGAGAUCCGUUUUGGAGCCAUGGAGCGAAAAUUGGUCCUGAGAGUCGUCCUUCUCUUCGCUGUCUGUCUUACAAGAAGUCUUGCAUCAGGAACAGAUGGCAAAACAUCUCUUCAUUCUAACAAAACACUGCCCCGCUCUACUUCAACCAAUGAAAGGCUUACAGUUUACAGAAAUGAGUAUGCUGAAUUGGGCACCACUGUCACCUUAAACUGCACCAACACAAAGAUCGCAUGGCGUGACAUGUUUUUUGUCAUAUGGAAAAUUCAUUUGCAAGACAAAGAGUGUAUGAUUGCUGUGGCUAAAAAUGACUCAGACUAUGACACUUGCCAAGAUGGGAAAAAGCUGAACCGCACAUCAGAGGGAACCUACCACCUGAUCAUCCCAAAUUUCUCUGUUCAAGAUGAAGGAAAUUACACCUGUGACAUUUCGUACCAAUCAGGUGGCUCAGUGGAAAAUAUCAAGGUCUCUGCAUUUGCCCGUCCAGACCUAUCUGGCUGGCUGGAAUCUGAGCACGGACACACUGUCGCUGUGUGUGAAGCUAAAGGCAAAUCAGCAGCCUCCAUUCACUGGGAAACACCGUGGAACUCAUCCUCUCCCAUCAUACAAGCAUCUAAGACUCAAGACAAGCUUUUCACAGUGAUUAGCCGCUUACACCUUCCUCGACAUGCUUCUCAUACAAACCUCACUUGUUCGGCCACUGCCAAUGACUCCAAGCACACCAAGACUCGAUUUAGCAGCUUCACGUUUAGAGAUACACAUGUCAAGUGGCCCACAAUACUGGUGGGAGUUUGUGCUACCUGCUCCAUUGUAGCUCUUUUAACUGGAUUCUACAUCAUGCGCAAAAAUGUCAUAGCAUUAAGCGUUUUUAGAAAGAUUUGCUGCAAACCUGAUAUCUCUGCAUCAAAUGAAGAAAAACCUCAGCAGCCCUAUGAUCCUGAAGAAUUGCAACCCUAUGCCAGUUACGUGCAAAGAGUAAACUCCAUCUACAACUCUUCUGCUGAACUGUUCAACGCGUGAAUCACUCCAGACUUACGUGAAUGCACAAAGACGUUUCUGAUAAAAGCAGAUCUCUGAUGUGCCUACGAGGCGUACUGUCAUGAGGUUUGCACUCGGCAAAUGCAGAUUCAUCAGUGCACACCUACUCUGUGGAUGAAAUUACACACGAGGCCUAAUACUGCUCUUAAUGAGAGCUGAUGAAACUCUUUCAAAAGAACAUCCUCCAACAUGCAGACGUGAUGAGAGAAACACAAACCAGAGUGAGUCAAAGUGAAAGAAGGAGUGGAAACAGAAGGAUUGUCUCAUGAUUUGGAAAUUUUGUACUCUCAAUUCAAUUCACAAUAUGCAGAAGCUACACUGAGAGCUGUAUAAUCAGGACUCAGCUGAAACAAUGGAAGUAGAAUAGGGACAUUUUAAAAUAGAUUUUCUCUAAGUGAGACAUGCCAAUAUUGAAUUUGCUGUGUUCUUUCUCCAUGUGAGCUGGGGCAAUAUACAGAAGAUAAGCAGCCUGAUUAGUACUGUACGUUUCAACAAGAAAUCUUUUAAACCACACAUCUUUGUGUUUCCUUAUCAAAAAGAGUUCCAACCAGAAACCUGUAGCAGAGGUGCCAACAGCCAUAGCAGUUACAGUUUUUGGCCACUUGCUACAGCCAUACAGGGGACUCAUGCUUUUUCAGAUAAAGCAGCAAUCAGACCGAGCACAGAUAAAAUUCGUCUGGCAAAAAAGCUAAUUCAGUUGAAAGUUGAAAGUACAUGAGAUGAGAAAGAUGCUCGUUUACUUUUGGUAGCAGUUCCUUUCACUUCAUGCUUUUGUCUAGAUGAAUUUUGACCUGAAUUCACAAGAUGCUUAAAUAUAAAGCUAUAAUGCAUAAAACAAGAAAAAUGAUCUGCCAGUAGAACAAAAAUUUCUUCAGGCGUGAAUGUAUUCAAAUGUCAAGAAAUAGGUUUCUGUGAUUUAUAGUAUAUCUGGUUUAUUGUAAUCUUAUAAUAAGAAAUAUUAGAUAAAUUUGACCAUAUUCAAGAUAUUGUCACAUGCUACAAUGUCAUUUUUUGCACUGUAGGAUUUUCUUGCUAGGCAUGUUGGCACCUCUGCUUAAGUAUCCAAAGAACUUUGAUGGGUUAAUUUUUCUAAGAGUGAAGACAACUGUAACGAAGCCAGACUGGUACUGUAACGUUGUGU
Messenger RNA from Pangasianodon hypophthalmus (striped catfish), 2616 nucleotides. Its product is annotated as cell surface glycoprotein CD200 receptor 1-A. Gene Ontology annotation, molecular function: signaling receptor activity. The transcript is spliced from 7 exons. Lineage: Eukaryota; Metazoa; Chordata; Actinopteri; Siluriformes; Pangasiidae. The coding region runs from base 459 to 1457 and encodes 332 amino acids. Gene Ontology annotation, biological process: regulation of neuroinflammatory response. The record is from RefSeq and is a predicted model, not a curated record.